GUAGAUCGGCUCGCCAUGGCGGAAGGACGCAGAGAACAGCCGCCCCAUCCUCUCCUCUCCCUACCAUCGGCCAGCAAGCGACCGUGCCUGCGCCCUGCUCCUCGGGGCCCCGGCCCUGGGCCUGGCCACGGAAGCGGGUUAUCCAACUCUCGGUAUCGUUCCCCGGAGUCCCUCCUGGACUGCGCGGCGAAGGCAGUAGCGGAAAAGUGGGCCUUCGAAAGAGUCGAGGAGCGUUUCGAGCGGAUCCCGGAGCCCGUCCAGCGCCGCAUCGUCUACUGGUCUUUCCCCCGCAACGAAAAGGAAAUAUGCAUGUACUCUUCGUUUCAGUGCCGAGUAGCCGGCGAGGAGGGUCCGGCUACGGCUACGAGCGGUUCAGGGGCUACCGCGUCCGGAGCUCCAACCGCCGCUGGUGGUGCAGGAAGCUCCGCUGGUACGACGGCGACCGUGGGAACAACCGGAGCGGUGGGAACGGGAGACGCGCUGCCUUUCCGCCGCGGUAUCAAGUUACUUGAGAGCGGCUGUGUGGAAAACGUUUUACAAGUCGGGUUUCACCUGAGCGGCACAGUAACUGAACCUGCCACCUCAUCCGAGCCGGAGGUGACCCACAAGGUGGCCAUCAGCUUUGAUCGGUGCAAAAUAACCUCCGUCACCUGCGGCUGCGGGAACCGGGACAUUUUCUACUGUGCCCAUGUGGUAGCACUGUCCCUGUACAGGAUUCGCAAACCCGAACAGGUGAAGCUUCGGCUGCCCAUCUCAGAGACGCUGUUCCAGAUGAACAGAGACCAGCUGCAGAAACUGGUCCAGUACCUGAUCACAGCCCACCACACAGAAGUGCUGCCGACGGCCCAGAAACUGGCUGAUGAGAUCCUCUCGUCCAACUCUGAGAUCAACCAGGUCCACGGUGCCCCCGAUCCGACUGCCGGCGCCAGCAUCGAUGACGACAACUGCUGGCAUCUGGAUGAAGAUCAGGUCAGGGAACAAGUCAAGCAGUUCCUGUCCCAGGGAGGAUACUACGGCUCCGGGAAGCAGCUCAACUCCAUGUUUGCAAAGGUGCGCGAGAUGCUCAGAAUGCGAGACUCCAACGGAGCCCGGAUGCUGACCCUCAUAACGGAGCAGUUUAUGGCGGAUCCGCGACUGUCGCUUUGGAGACAGCAAGGCACGGGCAUGACAGACAAAUGCAGGCAGCUUUGGGACGAGCUGGGUGCACUGUGGGUGUGUGUGGUGCUAAACCCCCACUGCAAGAGUGACGAGAGGAGCAGCUGGCUCAAGCAGCUGAAGAAGUGGAGCGACAUGGACGUGUGCCCGCUGGAGGACGGCAACUACGGCAGCGAGCUCCCAAACAUUACCAACGCGCUGCCGCAGAGCAACCUCGCACAGGACUCUCUGUCCCGGCCGAGGAGGACCGUUUUCAGCCGCGCUGUUGAGGCCUGCAACCUCCACUGGCAGGGCAGCCACCUCCAGAGGAUCAUCAGCAGCGACUUCUACAUGUCUCCAUCGUACCAGAGAGACGAGGAGAGCCUGCUGUUUAACCCGCAGGGCCUUCCGCUGUGGCUCGACCACGUACCGACGGCAUGCGCUCGCGUAGACGCCCUGCGUUCCCACGGUUAUUCCAGGGAAGCCUUGCGAUUGGCGGUGGCCAUCAUCAACACGCUCCGCCUCCUGCAGCAGCGUGAAAUGGACAUCUACAAACACCAAAAGAAAGAGCUGCUCCAGAGGGGCAUGACUACCACCACUAACCUGGAAGGCUGGGUUGGACAUCCUCUAGACCCCAUCGGCUGCCUGUUCACCACACUCACCGAAACGUGUCGGGUGGAUGAUGACAGCACCAUGGACACUGGAGAGGGUGAGCCCAGAAAUCCCGUCUACCACCACGUGCCCGUGUGGGGGAGUCAGGAUGGAGGGGAGUCCUACCUGACUCUGGCCUUAGAGGUGACUCUGAUGGGUAUGGGCCAGCAGAGGAUCAUGCCGGAGGGCCUUUACGCUCAGGAUAAGGUGUGUCGCAAUGAAGAGCAGAUUGUUGCAAAACUGCAGGAGCUGGAAUUGGAUGACAUACUGGUCCAGACCCUCCGGAAACAGGCCAUACAGCUACUAGAAGCUGGUCCAUUCAGCGGUCUCGGUGAGGUCAUCCACAGGGAGAGCGUUCCUAUGCACACCUUUGCCAAGUACCUGUUUUCUGCACUGCUGCCACACGAUGCAGACCUAGCGUAUAAAGUGGCUCUCCGUGCCAUGAGGUUGCCAGUUCUGGAGUCGUCUGUUGGCUCCGGGGAUGUCAGCCACCCCCAUCACGGCAUUUCCAUUGUUCCGAGUAGAUACCCACGGUGGUUCACACUGGGACACCUGGAGUCGCAGCAGUGUGAGCUAGCGUCGACCAUGCUAACUGCUGCGAAAGGUGACAUGUUGAGAUUGCGGACGGUGCUGGAAGCCAUCCAGAAAAACAUCCACUCCUCUUCCUUAAUCUUCAAGUUGGCCCAGGACGCCUUUAAGAUAGCCACACCCGCAGACAGCCCCCCGGAUAUAACGCUGCUCAAUGUGGCUUUGGAGCUUGGCCUUCAGGUGAUGAGGAUGACUCUGUCCACGCUGAACUGGAGGAGGAGAGAGAUGGUCCGCUGGCUGGUAACCUGCGCCACUGAAGUCGGUCUCCGUGCUCUGGUGAGCAUCCUCCAGGGCUGGUACACGCUCUUCACACCCACCGAGGCCACCAGCAUCGUGGCAGCCACCGUCAUGUCGCACAACACCAUCCUGCGCCUCAGCUUGGACUACCCCCAGCGAGAGGAGCUGGCCAGCUGCGCGCGGACGCUGGCACUGCAGUGCGCCAUGAAGGACCCCCAGAACUGCGCCCUGUCGGCUCUGACGCUCUGCGAGAAGGACCACAUUGCCUUUGAGACGGCCUACCAGAUUGUGAUCGACGCCGCGUCCACGGGGAUGACGUACUCGCAGCUCUUCACCAUUGCCAGGUACAUGGAACACCGAGGGUACCCUCUGCGCUCGUUCAAGCUGGCCUCCCUCGCCAUGACCCACCUGAACCUGGCGUACAACCAGGACACGCACCCGGCCAUUAAUGACGUUCUGUGGGCCUGCGCGCUGAGCCACUCCCUGGGCAAGAACGAGCUCGCCGCUAUUAUCCCCCUGGUGGUGAAAAGCGUGCACUGCGCCACGGUGCUGUCGGACAUCCUGCGGCGCUGCACCAUGACGGCGCCGGGCCUGGCCGGCAUCCCCGGGAGGAGGAACUCUGGGAAGCUGAUGUCGACGGACAAGGCGCCUCUGCGGCAGCUCCUGGACGCCACCAUCUCGGCGUACAUCAACACCACGCACUCUCGGCUGACGCACAUCAGCCCGCGCCACUACGGGGAGUUUAUCGAGUUCCUGAGCAAAGCGCGGGAGACUUUCCUGCUGGCGCAGGACGGCCACAUCCAGUUUGCCCAGUUCAUAGACAACCUCAAACAGAUUUACAAGGGCAAGAAGAAACUCAUGAUGCUGGUCAGGGAGCGCUUCGGUUGACCCCUGCCAAACAUUUUCUGUUUCUAUUUAAGAUUUUUUUUCCCCCACUUCUUAAGUUGAGCCAUUUGUUGAACGUUUUUGUUUUUUGUUCAGUGUGGUGGUUUUGUUUCUCGAAUGUGAACCAGGAAGUGUUGCCUCGACUUCACCCACACCCCUUUCCCACUGCUGCUGCAGACUUCAGAGCUGGCGGUGAAGCAUUGUUGGCCGUCAUCAGGCUCUACAACACAUUCAUUUUUAUUUUCCAUUGUCCCGGGGGGGCGUGUCUUUACGUCACAAGAGUUAUGCCUCCGAUCAGGAAAUAACAAAAGGGACAUUUAAAUGUUUAUUUUGUCAAAAAGUCCAGAUGAAAAGCAAUGACGUGCCUGGAGCUCUUGUUUUGACGAUUACUCAUCUUCUGACAAACCAGGCAGUCAAUAAUUAAAACAAUAUUUGCAGCUCUUAUUUGAAGUAAUAUUCAAGUAAAGAAUAACUUAGUUAAGAUUACAGUAUUUUGCUCUUGAACAUUACCAAACACAGCUCUGAGAUUAACCACUUGCUGUUCUCCAAAAUAAAAUCCAAUAUUCGCUCGUAUGCUAGAAGUGCCAUAAAGACAUGAUCUGUACUUUAUAACCUAGAUGGUGGCGUACAUGUUGAUACUUAUAGUUUGUAUGCGGUGCAAACACACUCCUUCAUAACAGUCGUACAAAAUAUUUUCAGACGUUUGUGUUCCGGCGUUUGCCGAGUAGAUGAACUCAUUCAAUCCCAGCCAUUUUCCAAAGACAACCCCUUCAGCAGCAUUUUAGACCAUUUGGACUGAUCUUUCAAGGCACACAGAUCAUUGUGUUGUAUGCUUUUAUAAACAUGGAACCUACCACAACAAACAUUACACUCCCGUCUUUCACCAGAAAGAAAAAGGUUUGUUUCUAGCUUUUUGUGUUCUUUAGUAAUCAGCAGUAGAACAUAAGGUAAGUUUCAGGAAAAUAUCAGUUCCCAACUACAAAAGGGAGAAAACGUGCUUUUAGUGAAAAGAUUUCAAGCAUAACUUUCACUUUGACACAAAUAUGUUUUGCUUUUGUGACAACUAAAAUGUCUAAACUCUACCACAGCAUAACACAAAAAAGGGUUGUUUUACCUCCAUGUAUUUACAAUUUUCACAUUUGGAACUGAACUAUGCGUGUGCAUGCGUUAAAAUGUCCCUACAAUGCGUAACCUUCUGCACGCUCUCUCACUUCCUCCUUCCUGCCAUGUCUGAUUUUUUUCCGUUCACAUGAUCCCUGCUGAGCUAUCAAAUGAACUUCUGCCACCUUGUGGCCGUUUUUAUGGCUUAAAAUUGCUCUGAAGUGAAAUCCAUUAGUGGAGAAUUGCGUCACCUCUUUUUGCCUCUCGCGCAGAAAAACUUAAAAGACGUAUAAAUACGGGAUUAUAAAAAUGUAGAAAUACAUCGUUGGUAUUGAAUGAGUUCAGGUCUGCUCGGGCUCUCAUAUUUAAAAAAAAUCGGAGGUAACAGGCGAGUACUUACUUGAGGUAACUCCUCCCCCUCCCCCCACGUCAUCAUGCAAACGGUUCGGCACUCAGCCCAGCAAGCUUUUGGAGUUGAACCAAAAACUAGGGCACCAGCUCUGAAAACCUACUGUGAACCAGCUCUGAAGCAGCCACAGUGGAAAAGGGGUAUGAAGACUUGGGGGGGGGGGGGGGUUGCUACAAGAUACAACAGAACACAGGCCUCCCCACCCCUAAACGAAUGUUAAAUCACUUGUUAAAAUGUCAGAAGAUUGUGAAGACCAGCUUUUGUUAUGUGGCACACCACCGUACAAAACCAACCAAACCGUUUGUGUUUUACAAGUGGAAGAACGGAGCCCACUGAGAGCGUUACUGUCAUACCUCCACUGUGUUGUUCCUCAGCUUUAGACGUUGCCUCUGAGAGGAGUGAAGGCCCAAAGACGUGAUCAGAACCAUGCAGACCACAUGCAUUCACUACACGUGGGACCGAGGUUCUGCUCUUCCGGUCCGUUACGAUCCGCACAUGCGUGUGCAGUAUGGGGAUGACGGGGAGGCGGCCGAUGGGCAAUCUCGUGUGGUUACCGUCGGCCGCAACCGCGCCAAAAUGACAUGAGCAAAACCCAGCUGGUCUCGUAACGUUAUGAACUUAACUGCCAGGUCGCUACAAUACCGUUAUUGCGAGCGUCAGACACCCGCUUAACCCUUCAGCUUCCAAUACGUCGUCACCGAUAGACCUGACUUACAUUUCUGAUCGUAACUUGAGCCGUUGAAAGUAAUGACUCGGUGACAAAGUGUUCCAGACAAGUCCGAAUCUCCACACUACUACAUCAUCUGGAGUGCUUCCGAGUUGAUGUUUAUCUAAAAACAUGACAAAAACGUAAAGCUUUUCAUAGCAUGCAUCAUACAACAGAUGUCAACAGUGGGAGUAACUUGGCUUGUCAAACAGUUUUGCUCUGAUCAACCAAUCAGAGGACGUUAUUGUGGGCCAGGUUUGAGGCGAACCGACUAGUUAAAGAAAGAGCCGCAUUACUGAUAGUGAGUAUGUGACGUGGGCCAGCACUCCUGAUUCUGAAGGCCCUGCAAGACAGAAGCUGAAAAACUAAAUGUAAAAUACAUGUCAAGAUGACAGACUUUUGGGAACGAAAGAAUACAAUUUCAUGGAACAAAUGCUAGAACUGAAGUUGUAAAUGCAGGUCUGUGAUUCUCGCACACCACUACCGUCCAUGUCGAGCCACUCACGGGCUCCACUGUAUGAGUUUUUUUUGUUUUUCAUGAUGACAGCGUCUCACCUGCCUCCCCUGCCUCCCCUGCCCGCACGUCACCGGUACAUUCUAAGCGGGUUGGGCAGUGUGACAGAUUUUUACCACAUGCUACUUCAAGAUUCUACCAAUAAGCGAUAGCGAAGACAUUUACAGCAACGCACACAAACAAGACUUCAUUUAUGUCUUCUUUUCUCUUAUUAUGUCUGCAAUAUUUUGUAAUUAAAGUGUUAAGGUGACUAUAGGGGUGCUAUUUCAUGUCUCGGGGGCUGUAAUAAUGUUUAAAAGCAAACAGGUAUCUAUGCUCCAAAUUUGAAAAUAUUCCAUUAAUUAAUAAGGAAUCCUACUUGGCAAAAAAUUCACUUAUCACAGUCGGGUUUGGAACCAAUUAACCGCCAUGAACGAGGAAUUACUGUAUAGCAAAAGUGACCAAUUUAUUUGAAACAUUUUGUCCCAACAAAAAUAGUCAAAAGAAAUCACGUAAAGUCCAGUGUUAUAAGCCGCUACUUUUUUCUUGAACUUUGAACCCUGUGGUUUAUACAUCGGUGAUAAAUUCUAAUCUCCUGGCGUCUCCUUUACUUCGGAACGGCUACUAAUUGUUUAAAUACUGUGCCGCUCGUGAGCCAGUGAGGAAACGGUAGCUGUUUCUUUGGCAGGAGCCAAUCACGAGCUAUCAGUGGACUCACGACGAGCUAAGUGAGGGAGCUAAGGGAACUAAGUUUUACCAUAAUGCAUUGCGUCUGAGCAACGCAUUCAUUGGGGCGCUGCGAUGACGUCAGCCUCCCUCUGGUGGACGGAGGCAGCAUUGCAGUGCCACCCAUCCAUUGCUCUCUGGAGCACGUCAUCACUCUCGCACCAAAAAACCCCCCAAUACCGAUAUGACCUUACCGCUCAUUUUUAUGCCAAUGUCAGCCCGGGCAUGGCUACUUAUCGGGGAUCAUACAGGUUAAACUGACCCAAAGUGUUCAUUUGCGUCAAAAAUGCAUGAGAAAUACAAAAAACGUGCUUGAUUUGAUUGACUAGACGACUCAAAUAAGACAGAAUGAGGUGAGGUGGUACGCUCGUCCUGCAGUUCAGCACUUGACUCAAAUACCUCUUCAGUACGUUCCUGCCCGCUUUCCGCUUUUCCUUCAUUUACUGAUGUUUGCCAGCUUGCUGGGGAAGAACGGCAGUCGCAUAAAGAAAGGAGGAUGAUCGGCUGAAGGGUUAAAAAAAAGGGACAUUUUCUUUUCCGUAACAGCACGCGAGAGGUGCACUUCUCCCGCUGCUGUUUUUGUUGUCGUUACUGUUGCUUGUUUUCCAUGUAUGUUUUUGUUUUUUUAUAUCUAUUGAAGAAACACCGAAGAAUGAAAAAAGAAAACAAGAGGCUAACCUUAGUUCUCAGGGACAUCACUUAAAAGAAACUAAACAAAAGGAAAAAAAAAAGGAGUAGCAUUUAAAAUAUUGUAAAUAUGAAAGUGUCAAUUCAGAAAAUUGUAAAAUUAUAAUUAUUUAUGAUAAGUAUGUUGUGUUUUGGUCUGUGGUGGGGGUGUACUUGAACUGUUUUGGAUGUGUGGGGGAUAUUUGUUUUGUAAGAGCAAAAGACUUCAAGGCAUUUCUCAGGUGCUCCUGUGUACAUUUCUUUUUGUCCGUUUUGGUAUAUUUACUAUUACUAUUAUGAUUUCUAUGUUUUAUUUUUUAAGAUUUGCAAAGAAAAAAAAAGUCCAAAAAGAAGCGUUUUACUGUAAUUGUGUAAUAUGGGGGCAGAUACUUAAUUAAACCAGACUAUGCAGAACCACUUGGGUGGGCUUUUUAAAAGAGCAAAGUGGACUGAACCACUAUUAACAGGAGGGGGGGAGGCAAGCCAAGCCAAGUCCAGCAUGCUUUGCGGGUGAACGAUGCACAAAUAGCUGGCUUGCUGCAGCAUUUAGAGGAGGGAGGGAGAGAGAGAAACAAUGCCUUUCUUGACCUGUCAAUGUACAAAGUUUAUUUUCGCUUUGUCGGUUUGAUCCAGUCAGGACUCAAAAGCCUUUUGUGUCUUUCAAGGCGUCGCAAGACACGGAACAACAGACGGACAAAUACGAGGACCUUUCGGGAUGCCCUCGCAUUUUUAACCUUGCGUUCGGUUUCACGUGACCAAGCGUUGGGCCUCCACCUUUUUUUUUUUUUUUUUAAUCCGCGUUUUUCGCUCGGUUUGAGACCAUGCUGCAUCGUUUAUAAGGCGGAAGUGUACUUUUUCUUUUUUUUUAAAGCAUCUGUAUGACGAGGAAAACGUGCUUCAAAAGGAAAUGUUUUCUCGACAUGACUGAGAUUCCCUAAACGUCCGUGAAGACCCCCCUCAUCGUUUUCAUCUUCCUCACCGCGUUCUUUUGUCGUUUCUUUGGUAGGAGUGUUUGCCCGUAGCGAUCGUUCACUAGUUCACCCGCCGUUUUCCACCUUUUCUUUCCAACUUGAGGGAAUUUUGAAAGUAUUGGUUGCCUCUUUGUGCUACUGAUUAUUAUUUUAUUUUUUAAAAAGGUAUUUCCAGUAUUUGUUGCCACAGAAGUAUCAUAGCUUAACAUCCACGCUUUUUUUUAUUUUUUAUUUGUCAUUUUUUGUGCAAAUUCUUGAGCUACUGUCUAUAAAGCGAGAAUUUAUGACUAUUUAUGUAACGCUACUACCAUUUUAUAUUGAUUUGUGUUGGAAACUCAGUGCUUUUCUAUGAAUAAAGUGUGAAACACGUGAA
This is a messenger RNA of Dunckerocampus dactyliophorus (ringed pipefish), 8940 nucleotides long. RefSeq names its product zinc finger, SWIM-type containing 5 (gene zswim5). Lineage: Eukaryota; Metazoa; Chordata; Actinopteri; Syngnathiformes; Syngnathidae. Bases 16 to 3498 code for a protein of 1160 amino acids. The transcript is spliced from 16 exons. Gene Ontology annotation, cellular component: Cul2-RING ubiquitin ligase complex. The record is from RefSeq and is a predicted model, not a curated record.